Molecule: messenger RNA, 2254 nt
Organism: Aspergillus novofumigatus IBT 16806
Lineage: Eukaryota; Fungi; Ascomycota; Eurotiomycetes; Eurotiales; Aspergillaceae
Product: bifunctional nucleoside/nucleotide kinase/histidine phosphatase family protein
Exons: 4
Coding region: 420-1781 (453 amino acids)
Biological process (GO): fructose 2,6-bisphosphate metabolic process; fructose metabolic process
Cellular component (GO): cytosol
Molecular function (GO): fructose-2,6-bisphosphate 2-phosphatase activity; ATP binding; 6-phosphofructo-2-kinase activity
Source: RefSeq, a predicted model, not a curated record
GGGGCUUUCAAGAGACCAUCUAUCUACUUCCGCUUCAUCUUUUACAGCGGAGUUGCCAUUCACUGCCCCGCGGCAUGACGUCUGUGCUGUUCCUCUGCUUCCUCACCGCAUCGACUGUUGGGCUUAAUGUGAUCCAGCCAGUUACAAUUCUUGCCAUUUCUGCAACGAAUCCCCUGUAAGACAGCCGGAUCUGUCAUCAUCUUAUUCGAGGAAAAUAUACCAUCGAUUUCUCAGGCGAUAAGGUGAAGAAAUUUCGCCCCUACUUUUCUGUCCUGCUUCGCCAGAAAUUCGUACGAUCUUUAAUUCGGCUGUCUGUCCGGUCGGGCGACUCUUGGCCGAGGCUAGAACCUAUUUCCCCGACGUGCUGGGUCAUACAUAAUAUAGGAAAUUUCCAACAGAAAGACAGUUCGAUUGCUAAAAUGACUUCUGGGAGCUCGAAUCGGAGAGGCUCUGGUCACAAGAGCUUCUUUGCCAGUUCAGAUGAAACAAAAAUCUGUGUGGUCAUGGUUGGCCUUCCAGCCAGGGGCAAGAGUCUCAUAGCUGGAAAGGCGAUGCGAUAUCUUGCUUGGGUUGGUAUUCCAGCGAAAGUGUUCAAUGUUGGCACCUAUCGGCGACAGGGAACUCCGCAGCCAACAGCUACUUUUUUUGACCCUCAUAACACCGAAGGGGAGAGAAUGAGGAGAGCCGCGGCAGAGGCGGCAAUGUCAGACAUGCUCAACUGGUUCAAAGCCGGCAAAGGCGUUGUAGCUAUUCUUGAUGCGACCAACUCCACAAAAACGCGACGUCGGUGGAUCUACGAGACCUGUCGCGAUGCUGAUAUUGAGACUCUGUUUGUCGAGUCAAUAUGCGACGACGAGGACCUCAUAAUGAAUAAUAUCCUCGAAGUCAAAACCACCUCACCGGAUUACAAGGGACAGGAUCCCGAAGUAGCCGCCAUGGAUUUUCGAAACCGCAUCCGCAAUUAUGAGAAGGUUUACGAAACCAUUGAUGAUAAUGAGAAACAUUUCACAUAUGUAAAACUCAUCAAUGUCGGCUCCACUGUCAUCAUCAACCAAAUAAAAGACUAUCUUUCAAGUCGAUUGGUGUACUACAUUCAGAAUCUACAUAUCAAGCCUCGCUCAAUUUGGCUUUCUCGCCAUGGCGAGUCUGAAUAUAACCUCACGGGAAAAAUUGGCGGAGACUCAAACAUUUCAGCACGGGGCGAAGCUUAUGCUCGAGCUCUUCCCGGUCUUCUGCGAAAGUCUGGAGUUCCUGCUAAUGCCAAAGUCGUCAUUUGGACUUCCACUCUCAAACGAACGAUACAAACUGCUCGGCACCUGGCGGGUGAGACAGGCUACGAGAAAUUAGAGUGGAAAGCUCUCGACGAACUUGACUCCGGUGUCUGUGACGGGCUCACGUACGAGGAGAUUGCAGAGAGGUAUCCCGAUGACUUUGCAGCGCGUGACGAAGACAAGUACAACUAUCGUUACCGAGGUGGCGAGUCCUACCGUGACGUUGUCAUUCGUCUGGAACCAAUCAUCAUGGAACUGGAGCGCAGUGAAAAUGUCAUCAUCGUCACUCAUCAAGCUGUUUUGCGCUGCAUCUAUGCGUACUUCCUAAACAUUCCUCAGGAGCAGAGCCCGUGGAUGGAGGUUCCUCUUCAUACGUUGAUCAAGCUCACGCCUCGUGCGUACGGCACCGAAGAACAGCGCUUCAAAGCUGAUAUACCCGCUGUCUCCACUUGGCGUGCAAAGGGCACCUCAGCGAAGCAUCAGGAUUUUCCCACCGAAGUAAAGCAUUGAAGCGCAGAUAUAUAUUCACAUUCUCUCCCGGCUUUUUGGGCUUGUUCAGUUCUCCCGCAGGCUGUGCCUCAUCCUUUACCCACCAAUGUUCAUCAGAGUCUCGUGCCUGGUCGCCAAGACCAGCAAGCUUUUCUACAUCUUGUAAUGGACGCCUCUCAUGAUAGCCUUGUUCUUGCUCGACAGUGCUUUCUAUUUUCGAGCAUAUGAUCAGUCAACUCAGUGGAUAACACCGGUUGUACCGAUGUUGCAACGUCCGACUAUUUAAUGGACUGCUCGAUAUUUUUGAUUGCUCUUCCCUUUGCCCUGUUUCAAUUGUUCUCUCCUCAAUGCAUAGAGCUCCCUACCCGUCAUCCUGUCUAGUCCAUUGGUCCCGGCUGCAGCCGGGGAGAUCUUCAGAUACCAGAGGCACUUGAAGCGCAAAGUGCUUUUAUGUCACAUAUAAGUCUCAUCUAUUUUAGAACUGUAUAUCGCUG